Messenger RNA from Scomber scombrus (Atlantic mackerel), 8725 nucleotides. It is a transcript of the gene nfat5b, whose product is annotated as nuclear factor of activated T cells 5b. Lineage: Eukaryota; Metazoa; Chordata; Actinopteri; Scombriformes; Scombridae. The record is from RefSeq and is a predicted model, not a curated record. The coding region runs from base 172 to 4191 and encodes 1339 amino acids. The transcript has 13 exons. Gene Ontology annotation, molecular function: transcription factor binding; RNA polymerase II cis-regulatory region sequence-specific DNA binding; DNA-binding transcription factor activity, RNA polymerase II-specific. Gene Ontology annotation, cellular component: transcription regulator complex. Gene Ontology annotation, biological process: calcineurin-NFAT signaling cascade; cytokine production; regulation of transcription by RNA polymerase II.
GGAGCCAGCCGAGUGACAGCAGAGACAGUUACCCAGCCACAGCGACAGGGUCGAGUCACAAACUACAGUUGUGUGAACUUUGAAGGUUUUCUGACAGUCGGGGGAGAAAGUAAUUUAAUAUUUCUCUCAGCGACGUCACGCUGUCCGGUUUCCUCACGCUGAGGGAUUGCGAUGCCCUCUGACUUUAUCUCCCUUUUCAGCGGGGACCUCGACUUGAAUUCUCCCAGAUCCUUGUACUCUAAAGAAUCAGUGUAUGACCUUCUUCCAAGAGAGCUGCAGUUGCCUUCCUCCACUCAGCAGAACCCAAAAGUCAUGAGUCAAAAGAGCGGUGGAGAGGCAGGGCCUCCUCCUUCAGUUGCUGUAGCAUCAGAUGCCAUGUCCUCUUCUAUGACCAUGGAAGGCCCCCGCAGUGCUUUUUCCACCUCUUCCAGCUCCACAAAGCAUUCCAGUUCUUCAGCAAAUGACCAGAAGCCAGUUCAGAGUGGCAAUGUUGACCCAGAGGACGCCAGGAACUGCAGGACGGUACCAGAGGUUGUCGGAGCAGAUAGUGGGAAUGGUAACAGCAGCAGUGGUGGUAGCUGCAAGGGUACCAGUGAGCUUGGAGGAGGGAGAGGUGUAACAUCCCAGGAGGCCCAGCCACAUCACCCGAUGACCCCGUCAAAGCGUCGGACUGUUCUGAACAUCUCUCCGCCUCCACAAGACCUGUUUGAUGAUAGCCGUAUGUCCUGUCAGGAAGAAACAUCCCUGGAUUCAGAGCAGAGCAACAGCAUCUGGAUGGAUGAUUCUCUCUCCAACUUCAGCAUCAUGAGCAGCGUCUCUUACAAUGACAACACAGAGGUGCCACGGAAGUCCCGAAAACGUACCCCUCGCCAAAGACCUGGGCCUAAGUCUGUGCCUGCAGAGGAGGCCAGCAUGGACGUGUUUGAUGCAGACAGUGCCAAAGGUCCACACUUUGUCCUGUCACAACUAGGCCCCGACAACAAGACCGGGCAAAAAGGAAGUUCUCAAGACGAUCCUCAGUCAACUAACCAGAAAGGAGGAACUCUUUCGAUGCAAUACCCGCAGAAGAGUGAGGGGAAGGAGCUGAAGAUCCUGGUCCAGCCUGAGACUCAGCACAGAGCCCGCUAUCUGACUGAAGGCAGCAGAGGAUCAGUGAAGGACCGCACUCAGCAGGGCUUCCCUACUGUAAAGCUGGAGGGGGUGAAUGAUCCAGUGGUAUUGCAAGUGUUUGUGGGGAACGAUACCGGGCGUGUGAAGCCUCAUGGAUUUUACCAAGCUUGCAGGGUGACCGGCCGCAACACCACAACCUGCAAGGAGGUGGACAUUGAUGGCACAACUGUCAUUGAAGUCUCCCUAGAUCCAAGCACCAACAUGACACUAGCGGUGGACUGUGUUGGGAUCUUGAAACUCCGUAAUGCUGAUGUCGAGGCUCGCAUCGGUGUGGCUGGGUCGAAGAAGAAGAGCACACGUGCUAGGCUGGUGUUUCGGGUCAACAUCCCCCGUCCAGAUGGUUCAGUGCUGACACUACAAACUCCAUCAUCUCCAAUCCUGUGUACCCAACCUGCAGGGGUGCCUGAAAUCCUAAAGAAGUCAUUACACAGUUGCUCAGUGAGGGGGGGAGAUGAAGUCUUUAUUAUUGGCAAGAAUUUCCUUAAAGACACCAAAGUCAUAUUUCACGAGAAUGUCUCUGAUGAGAAAUCGUGGAAAGCAGAGGCUGAAAUCGACAUGGAGCUUUUUCACCAGAAUCACUUGAUAGUCAAGGUUCCUCCGUACCAGAACCAAGCCAUCACCUCUGCAGUAUGUGUGGGGGUCUACGUGGUGACCAACGCGGGGAGAUCCCAUGACGUUCAGCCUUUUACCUACACUCCAGAUUCAGCAAAGAAUGAUGUUUCUGUGAAGAAAGAGGCGCCCUCUCCAGUGAAGACUUGUUCUUUUGAUGAACAAAUUAAAGUUCUAGAUAGUGCCUUGAUGCCUUCAAUGUUGCCUCUUGUGAAAAGAGAAGAAGUCACUCCGAUGGAGGUAACCAGCAACCUCCAGUCCUCUGGAGUAUUUAAGCAGACUGGUGACCUGUGUCCAACCCAACAGAACCCAGACAUGGCUGUAGGCCAUCUAAAUAAGAACAGACCAUUCUCCAACAACCUGUCUCAGCCUGCAGGUGACCCUGACAAAGGCCAGGCUCCUGUUUUUACCAAUACAGAGCCUUUAAGCACCAUCCAGAAGCAGGACAUUGCUGCCACCAGCUCAUACUCUGUGCCAGCAGACUCCCUGCUCCAGCAAGGCUCACAGCAGUUCCUCUUGGAACCAAGAGAGGGCCUCGGACAGGAGAGGCCAGGCAGUGGCUCUGGAUCUGUGGGAAGGCUGUGCGGCGAACCCCCACCUCAACAGCAGCAGCUACCCAUGUUCCCCCCAGACGAAGUGGCCCAGUUGGAGGAGGCAGUGAGACAACUUAAAGCCAAAGGGUUCUGUCGCUUACCACUUCAGCCUGACAACUCGAUGGCCAAACAGCAGCAACACAUGCAGCACCAACAACAGAUCCAAAAACAGCAAAUUCAGCAGCAGCAACAGCAACAAAUACAGCAACAACAGCUUCAGCAGCAGCAACAACAGCAGCAAGUUUUGGAGAAUCUACAGCAGCAGCUUUUUCAGUCGCAGAUCCAAAUGCAGUGCGGCAUGUUUCAGGAUGCCUCUCAGGGCAAGAACGCAGAGCAGCAGGGCUCAUCACAAGGAGUAGUACCAAACCAAGGGACCCUUUUCCAGCAGGCUCAGCAGCAGCAACAGCAGCAGCAGCAACAGCAGCAACAAGCAGCUAUGUUUCAGCAGGCAAAUGACCUGCUCUCUAUUCAGACCAACUUCCUCCAGCAGACCCCCUCACACCCGUCACCACCAAUGUUCCACAAUCCCAGUUCUUUGGCUGAAACUCAAGAUCCACAAGGGGCUCUGUUUCAUAAUCAGAAAGCCUCUCACACUCAAGAGCAGGUCCAGGCUGCUCUAUUCCAAAACACCAUGACAGUACUACAGUCCCCAGACCAACAGCCCUCAACCCCAAGUCUUUUCCUCCCUCAGACAUCCCUGCCAUCUCAGCUUACAACCAGCAGUGCUCAACAACAACAGCAGCAACAGCAGCAACAACAACAACAACAACAACAACAACAACAACAGCAGCAGCAGCAGCAGCAGCAACAACAGCAGCUGGCCUUUCUCAGUGCUCUGCAGACCCCUGCCCCUGAACCUCAGUCAGUGUUUCAGGCUCAGACCCAGCUAUCUCCUAUUCAACAGAGAAGUCCCAUAGAUCAGCAACAGCCUUCCCAGCCUCAGCCCCACACACAACCAGCUCAGCAGGCUUCUCUGUUUCAGAGCAUCUCCCAACAUCCAGCUGCAAACACACUUUCUCCGGGCCAGCAGCAGCAACAGCAACAGCAACAGCAGGCCGGCCUACUGUUCUGUAACAACCCCCUGUCCACUGCAGACCAGACCUCUAAUCUCCUGUUCAGCAGCCAGGGCCAGAUGCCUCCAUUGACAAGCAGCAGUCUAGUUUCCCAAGAGCCCCAAAACCCCUCUCUGCUUUUUUCCCAAGCCAACAUGGUGACAGUGAACCAGCAGGAUCGCUCUGAGCCCAUGGCCUUAGGGAACCCUGCUGAUCCACGGCAGCAAGUGCUGUUUCAGGACCAACAGCCGAUGCAGCUUAGCAGCAGCUCAAACAACCGGCAGGAGCAGCCCGUGGGCCUCUUCAUGCCUCAGUCUAACAUGGCCUCUCUGCAGGGGGGAAUGGCUGCUCAGGAGCUCGCACAGUCAGCCAUGUUUGCCUCACAGAACGGUGUGGCGAACCUCCAGACGACCACCUCUUCACCUGUUCAGCAGCCAGGGACUCUGUUUCAGUCCGCUGUCAGUGGGACCAUCAAUCAGCCCAGCCAGCCUCAACAACCUGGCCUAUUUCUGUUUGGUAUUCAGAAUGAAUGUGGCCAGCUGAUGAACACUCCUGGAAACACGCUGUCGGAUCAGAUUAUAGCCAUCAGCCAGUCUGGUCAAAACCAAAGAGAGAGUGAAGCACACAUUCAGUCACUGCUCAGCCAGUCGCUGUCACAGUCUGCGACUGUGCAGAACAGCAUAGCUGCCUCUCAAAACAUGGAGAAGAUUGAUGACCUGCUGGUCAGCUUGCAAGAGUCGGGCAGCAACUUAACACGUUCAUACUAACCUUUAAACAGGAUUUGUCUUUCAUUUUUUAAUGAUAAUAUUUGGAAUCAUUGUAAAAUUUCAAGAAAAAAAGUCUGUUGAUAAUUAUACUGCACAUUAUGUACUUAUAUCUGAUCACCAAUUGUUUUGCUGCCCUACUAACACAUGACUUGGUCCCCUUCAGGACUGAGUAUUUAUUAGGAAAGAACAUUGAAGGUGAGAAGCGGCAUUUGGCCCUUUCUAUCAGCUUUUCCUCUGGAAAGACAGUAACUUAGUGGCCUUGUUAUUCAUGUAAAAUGAAGUUUUGUUCAUAUCUAUAUAGAUGUCAGUGAUGUUAUUUGCAACAUCUUUCGGUUACAGUGGUCUUUUCUAAAGGGUUCUCCAAAGUGUCUAGUGUUUUCCAUGAAUAGUGUUCCCUUUAACUUGUCUGUUGUAAUUUCUUUUAUCGUGUUUCCUGGUUGCAUGGAGGGUGAAGUGUGUGUUAUGGAAGGAAGGUUUUGACAGCAUGUGGUAUGUAUAGUUAAAGGUAGAAUGGGUUGAAUCUUUUUUUCAUUAGGAUCCAACAGUGCAGAAAGUGUAUGGAGAUGAGAGAAGGUUAGAAGCAGAAAGUAGAAAGGGAAGUAUGUAGGUAUGUGGGUGCUUAUUUUUUAAUAGUGUAGCAACAAGCUUGCCUCUGAUAAUAUAAAUGAACUCACUCUAGCUGUCUCUUAUGGCCCACAGUGACUUUAGUUUUCAUUGAUUAAUACAAUAAUAAGCAAGAAGAAACUUGGCUCAGUAGGUGUAUGACCUCAUAUUAUGGCUUUUGUUCACCAUCUACAACCCAGUUAAAUUAAGCUGAUCCCAGCUUGUUUGGUACAAUAAUGCCUAUAAAAGAUUUGUAGUUCAGCAAUGUCACCACCAGCUGUGGAUGAAUCAUAUCACUCAAUAUCAGAUACUUUGCUCCACCACAGUGUACAAAACGCUCUUUGUAAGCAAACAUGUUCAGGCUAACAUUUAGUCUGUAUUCAUCCAAACUGAACUGUGUCAGUUUGAUACGUUUUUUUACUAGAAUCUCAUGUUAUACAUUACAAAGAGUUGAAUAUUUAGGAAAGUGUGAUGGUAGAAGUAUAAUACUUCUUUUUUUACAUGUAUAUUCAGCACUUUACGUUGCUGUUCUUUGUGACCACUUUACUCUGCGAGGGUACAGUACAGUCCCACAAGAGGUGCUGUUGUUUUCAGCUUCCUCUUCCUCAUUGUUUACAGUGAAGAAGAUAUAUUUUUUUAAACACAUCAUGAAACACACCAAGCUGGGAGGACCAUAGCACACAGAUCAGAAAGCAUUUGAGUUAUUUUUAUCUACUUGCAUAGCAACAUUUGUGAAGCAAAUUCACAAAAUAAAGUCCACUAGACUGGUGUGAAGCCAGUGUCAUUAAGUUCACUAUUUCCUAUUGGUUAAAAAAGUUUUAUGGUCUGCAUUUUGUAUUAGAUUUAUGCAUCUCAUUGCCAGCCAUGUCACUACUAUUACUAUUAAUUCCCAAAACUAAACAAAGACAUUAUUUAUUCUGAAAAAGCAGCAUAGACAUCUGGACAAAUGAGGAUUAAAAUGUGGAUCAAUAUAUUUUAAGUCAGGCUUCAAAUUCUGUAACUUCAUUUGAUGUGAAACUCUUAUUUAAAUACAUGCACCUAAUAGUAGAAAUUGUAGAAUGUAAUAUAGUAUAUUAUUAUGUUUGUUAUAAGAUCAUUUUGAGUGUAAGUGUCAUUUUGUUGGCAUCAUACUGCGUCAGGCACGCAAGAACUGGAAUAGUAUUCUUAGACCAGCUAGAAAGAGCCUUUUCGCCAGUUUUAUUAAUGUGAUGGAUUUAGUGAAUGUUAAAGAGAAGCAAUAGUUUGCUGGCUAUGACUCUACUUUGUGCAUCUCAUCCAGGUCGGUAUUAACAUGCAGGAAUAGAGCCCAUUUUACACGCUUUCUUGUACAUGCAAAUGUCUUUGUCUGCAGUUGGCCAGUGGCGGUCACCUCAGGACCAAAGUCUGACUCCUUCUUGCUUUGCAUGCAAUCCUGAUGACAGGCCAGUUUUAUGGCUCGUUAGCUUUUAUCUUCUUGUUUCUGUUUUGCCAUUUGACAUUAAAAGAAAACAUAGCUCACAGUAAAUAGCAAAACUAUUUUUUCCUUCUCUUUUAUUGUUGGCAUGGCACCCUGCUUCCACUUUUUUUUUUUCUUUCUGUAAUUUGUUGUAUUGUUUUGUUAGUUUCACUGUAAAUGUAUGCGUGAACAAGGGGCUGGUCUCUGACAAACGUGCUCAGUUUAAUGCCUCCAUUGUUGUCUUGUUUUAUCUGUACAGUUUAUUAGAACUACAUCAUUCUUGAUACCUUUACGUUUUAUACACUUAAAAAAAACAGGAACAGCUAUUGUGUUGUGAUGGAGAUAAUGUAAACUUGACUAAUGUGAUUUGUGGAGCUACGGUGUGUCAGUUUGAACAGAGUGGUUUUUAAAGGGACCCUACUCCUGAAGGAAACCUGACUUUGGAGAAAAGAGCUAUCUGUGAUUGGCUUUCUUCACCUUGUGAAACAGAAGAACUAAGAUUUUCCAGUGUUGAGUAUUUAUGAGUUUAUUUGUUUUUUUGUUUGUUUUAGAAAGACUUUAUCUUCUUUUUUUUUUUAAUCGGUGUAGUACCUGUGCUUCUUUUCGAAAAAGCAUGUCUAAUUUAUUUGUGUGUCGUUAUUAUCUAAAUUGUAUCAUGUAAUCAUAGUUGUGUUCAGAUCUUUCUACCUGUAUUUGAUGACAGCGGUGUGGUUUGGCGCCCACACCUGCUGGUACUGUAUCUGGAACCUUGGGAUGAUGGUGAUGAUGCCUUUUAAAUGAUAGUAAAGUGCUAUGUGCACUAUGAAUGAUAUGUACAUUCCUCUGCACAGUUACUCCUUUGUGAUUUUGGAAGGUGAAUGAAUAUACACUUUAAUGUACAUAUCAUGCUUUUUCAAGGCUUUUAAUUGGACCUCCGGCCCUGUAACUCCUUUAUUGACCAAAACCGUUAACACCAGGGCAUAACGGCACCAAACUUCAACAACAAGAGCCCUUUAAAAUAGGACCAACAAAUUCCAGUAUUUUAACUAUGAAUAUAGUACUGAAUGUAAUUGUACAGCAUGGCUGUUAAAGCUUAUAUUCAGAAUGUUUUAAUACACGCUGGGGAGUAACUUUUUAAAAUUACAGUUCCCUCAUUUGUGUAUUUACAAUGUAACUGGAGGUUGUAGAUGUUUAAAUGUGCAUCUCGUACAGUAAUGGAAAACGAGGAGGAUUGUUUAUAAAAGUUCUCAUAUUUUUCUCAAGAUGCAACAGACUAAACGUCAGUUUUCUCUGUUUAUACAAUAGAACAAUAUCUGGGUUUUUUUGCCAUUACAAGUUAAUUUAAUAUCAACAAAUUGAGUCUAUCACAGUAAAUAUUUUUCCUAAAAUGUCACUUUAGACACUAGUAAAUAUUGUACAUGUGCCUUGAGAAAACGUUAUAGUAGAGGGCAGAUUUAUGUUUUACGUUUUGAUGUUAGUCCUCGACAACUAGAAUGUUGCAAGCCAUAAGACUUUAAGUGUGCUUCUAAUGCUCUACAACAAUGACCAGAUAAACGUGGUUGUGGUUGAUAAAUGUGUUGUGCAAUUUUCUGUCACCUAACUUUGUUUGUACUGAAGUAUCCAUUGCAUUUAUGUUAUACAACGUAGAUGCAGACACAUUUUCUCUGAAACUGCUAUGCAGCUAAUAUACUGUAAAUGUAGAUUUGUUAGUUUUUGAAUAUAUAUUUUUCUAUAUAGCCUCUCCCAUUUUCAACAUAAAGGAGAAACCAAAAUAGAUUUUCUUUCUAUUAUUUAUGUUGCUUAUUGAAAUUUCCGAUGCUUUGAGUGAUGCCGAAACUGAUUUGAAAUAUCUGUCUUUUAAUGCAAAUUUCCCUUUUCAACAAUCAUCUCAGACCUUGACUUUCCUGUUUUUUUUCUUUUGUGAGACAAGGGUCAAUAACAUCAAGUGUUUUUUAUUCCCUUCUGCUUGUAUGAUUUUUGUGGGAGUUUGUGUUAUAUCCAGACUCACUGUUUCCUGGAGCAGCGGUUCUUGAUCUUUCUGAUUUCUCUCAGGGCCUAAGUUACCAGGAUGCCACUUAGUUCUUUUAUGUCUUAUUUGUCAGACCAGUAAAUGUCAAUACACACCAGAUUCAUGUUUUUUGCCCCCUAUAAUUUAAUAAUUACAGAUUUCCACAUUCUGCAACAACAACAAAAAAAGUCAAUAUUCAUUGUCAUUUGUUCUGCGUCUGGUAUUAUUUCUUAUCAAACCCAUUUGCUCACUCCAUACUUCUGUGAUGUCUUAAACGUGUCUUCACUCCCAACACAAUUGAACCACUCCUCCAGUAUACAGUGUUUUUUGUCCUGGAAAUAGAAAGGGGAAAUUUGCCUUUAUGUUUCUAACCAUGUGAACAACUGUCAAAUAAUCACCCUUAAGAAAAAAAAUCUCUAUGUAUUUGGCUUUUGUUGGGAUAUUUUUAUUCUCUUGCAAUCUAAUUUCUGUAAACUUGCUGCUAUCUAUAUUAAACAUAUAAACUUUUA